GAAUGCAGCGUCACAGAGUCUCUCCCAGCUGCAGCUGCUGUCUCACAACCAGUCGAUCGACCCCAGACUUCACCAGCAACAGCAACAUCAGCAGCAACAGCAGCAACAGCAGCAGCAGUCGAUCUCAUGCUCAGCCUCCCUCGACCUGCUGCUGAGAGUGCAGCGCCUCCUGGUGUCCAAGCUUCUGCGAAGAUGGCGCCGCCGACGUCGCUACGUUUUGCGAACACGGAUGCUGACUUGCUGGGUGCUGGGUCUCUACUGAGGAAGUACGUUGUUCUAGUCUGCAUGCAUGUGUCAGACGUACUACCCGUCGCUGCCAGUCUAGCAGCAGCCAACCCUAAGCUGUUCUCCACCCUGGCCACCAUCAUGCAGGCUGAUAUAUCAGGCGUGCUGCUGCCGGAGCUCGUUAGCAGUCUGCUGCUGCUGCUCUACAAGGCUCCGUCGGUGAUACAGUCGAGCAAGGCGGUGCUGAUGCUGGGGUGCAUGCUGGACGUUCUCGACAAGUUCAACCGCCUGGCUCCCGGCGUGGAGCGGGAGGAUGUGGAAGACCUCGCGUGGCCCGGAAUAUUCAACAUGGAUGUGUACAACCCGACUAAGGCUAAGGCACCUGAGGGCAUCUGUCAGGUGCGUCACUGCGACCUCGUUAACAACAACAGGGAUGGAGGACUGUGGGUGGUGCUGCACGGCAACGUCUACGACAUGCUGCAGUUCAAACUGGACGCGCCGUGUGGGGAAGAAACCCUUGACGACAUGGCAGGUCAGGACGUGACGGCGGCGUUCGAGGCCGCGGGACAUUCUGAGGAAGCGCACGCGAUGUUGAAGACUUACACAGAUCGGGGCAGUACGUCCACGCCACCGGAGACGACGGGUCAGCGCGAAUCUCACGACACCAACUACGCGUCGUCACCCCUGCUGCUCGAUACAGAGCGCAUGCUGGCUGUACUCAUGGGUCUACAUGCCUCCUAUCAGGCCGCGCGAUUAAAGCGCGACACAAAGCAUCGUUAUGACACUAUGUAUUCAGUGGCCUCGAGCCGGUCUCGGGACCCGAAGUCCUCGAGUCUCGGAGGGCUCGAGUCCGAGUGUCGCGAGUCAGCGAGUCCAUUGGCAACUCCGAAGGCCGAGACCGAGAACCGAGCCAAGGAAAACGGUCUCGAGACCGGUUCGAGACCAAGACGUCUCGGGCGAGACGCUAACAUGGAGUGUCAGCGAUGGCUGUGCAGUGAACUCUUCGCUGGAGGCUUGCAACUUCUUCAGCCUCUCAAUCCGUUCGAAGAAGAGAAAGGAGAAAUGAUUCGAAGUAGUUCUACCACCACCACCCCGGACUCCACGCCGACAGAGCCGAAUGUUCUUAAGCUGGACAGUAAGAUGGAGGAUAGUGUGAGAUUGCAGCCUUCCCUGGGUCAGAACAUCCACACUGACACGACAGCUCCUCUGCUGCACGCCCUCGCUGAGAGCAGACUGCAGGAACCUCAGGUGAAGUCGUUACUGCUACACAUGGAGCGCUACUGUAAGAGCCAUCACAUGACCAUGCCUAUUGACUUUCCUGCUGAUCACUCAGUAGAAGAGGUUGGCAGGUUGCUGCUGGCGGUGCUGCUCAAACAUCAGGACCUCGCUCACGUCGCUCUCACGCUCCUCCUCGAGCUGGCGGCGGCGGCGGCAGCAGCAAAGCAGCAGCGGCGCGUAGACAUGCAGGAGCAUGCUGCUCACUAUCACCAACAUCACGGUCACCACCACCGCCACGCACAGCUGCCGCGGUCGCUCGCAGACGUCUGUAAGACCGUGCAGCAGUGCAAACGCUCGCUCAUCAAGCUGCAUCAGGACAUGAGUCGAUCUUACAAGGAGGUGUGUGCUCCCAUCAUAGAGCGCUGCCGCUUCCUACUGUUCGAGCUGAGGCCGGCGAAGGGAAACGAGGGCACCACCGUCACUCGCCUGAAGCUUCUCACAACGCUCCCUAGAUGGCGCAGCGUGAUAAGGAAGAUGAUUCACAAGAAUCGACAAGAGAAGAGACUUUCUAAACCCGAUGUCCCCGAGGAUGGAGUAGGAGACAGUAAGGUGGCUGCAGGCCUGCAGACGGAGGCAGCACUAGCGGCUGAUGCCGAUACAGACGCAGGUCAACAACAAGCAGACCCUGACAACGUCGAGCCAGCGUCACCCCAACGCAGGAAGGAUAAGUGGCCACCAGGUGUCAGCACGAUGAGCUGCGCUCGGCAGUUCCGCUGGCUGCGUCAGAGGCUCGGUGGCGCCCCCACACACAGCACCUUGAUCAGCAGCAUCGUAGCGUUCGUUAUGCAGGAGGAGGGAGUGGACAUCGAGAAGCUGAGGAAGAGCUUGUGGCACCAGGUGGAGAGAGCUUCACUGAGGAAGAAAGGCGUGGAGAGCAUGCUAGAACUCGUUAACAAGGACUACCUCAUCCGCUCAGCCAAGUACAGCCUGCUGUGUGGCUGGCUGGGUCUGGCAGGAGGCAGCGUGAAGAGUGAGCCGAUGCCGUACUGCCUGGACAACGUGGGUCUGAUCCCGCCGCACGACCGCAUAGCGUUUGGAGCAGCAGUUUGGCCCGGCUGGAGGCGUGGACGGGAGAGCAUCACACCGGCUGCUCUGCUGCACAAUGAUAACAGUCACACCAUAGCUGUGAUGCCGUGUACCAGGUUUCUGUUGCUGGUGUUGUGCAUGCUGUCAUCACCUCACAAAGCUCACAGCAUUAGUCUACUCAUCAACAGUGGAACGUUGGCUAUCAUACAGACUGUCCUCAGACUGCUAGGUCCGGACCAGGAUGGUCAGGUGGAGGAUAAGAACGCCGGUCUGGUGUGCACAGUGCUGGAAGAGACGCGGCCCAAGCCCAAGAAGCAGCAGCUGCCUCUCACAGGACCCGAGCUCGCUGCCAUGAUGAAGAUAGGAACACGCGUCGUGAGGGGACCCGACUGGAAGUGGGGAGAUCAGCUACGCAUCAUUAACGAAGCGCAAGUCGUCGUGGUGACGAGGGAGGAGGAGGAGCGGAGGAAGCAGCAGCCGACAACGAUGGCGCGUGCUGCAUGUCUUCACGGACUGCGCAUCCUGGCUGUAUGCACGGCUAACCACGCUGAGGUUGCUCAACACGAGGCCGUAUACACGCUGUGCGGACUACUGCGCACCCUGGUGGAGGCGAACAGCAAACAAAACACAAGCCAGCCGUCGCGGGUCGUCGUGCAGCAGCAGCACAGGGAGUGGUCGACGCUGGGAUUCAUACGAAGCCUCGCCGCCUCCCCCAGCAUCUGUCGCGCUCUCAGCACCCCGCGAUGGAUCGAGCUGCUGCUGGGAAUCGUCGGAUGCUGCCGCGGCGAGGUUGGCGUCGCCGCGGAAACGCUCUUCAGUCAGGUACUGACACUGCGGCUGCUGCGUGUGUUGCUGCCGUCAUGGGAAGCAUCGGAGGAGGGAGCGAGGAUGGGAGACCUGGUAGAGAAGCUGUUUCACAUCACAGGAAACAUCCUCAUGUCGUGCGCGUCCGACCCUUCCCUCGCACCACUAGACGCGUCGCGACGCAGUAAGAAGCGUUUCGCGCCCGCGCGCCACCUCACCGCAUCCUUCAGCAGCUGCGUUGUUGCCGAGGAGUUGGUGUGUCUGCUGCGUACGCUGCAUGCGCUGCCAGCCUGGAACGACAAGAUCAACGACUACAUCGUUAGCAGGCUGAGUCGUCUGUCAGAGCUGCUCUCUCCUCAGCCUCCUUGCGAUGCACCGGUUGAUGAGGGCGCCACCUCUCCCGCGGGAUCGCUCCCGCACUCCCUCAUGGCCAUCCUCGCCGUCGUCGGCGGCGUUGACGCUCGUCCCCGCCUGGGGGCGCUAGUGCAGCAGGAGGAGCAGGGCGUCGGCACG
Priapulus caudatus is the source of this 3846-nucleotide messenger RNA. Its product is annotated as E3 ubiquitin-protein ligase HERC2-like. The record is from RefSeq and is a predicted model, not a curated record. Lineage: Eukaryota; Metazoa; Priapulida; Priapulimorpha; Priapulimorphida; Priapulidae. Gene Ontology annotation, molecular function: metal ion binding; ubiquitin-protein transferase activity; heme binding. Gene Ontology annotation, cellular component: intracellular membrane-bounded organelle; membrane.